GCAGAGGAACCAAUAGGCGAAGAAAAUAAGGCCGGGGUAUGACGUCACCAUGUUAGGCCAAUCACCGGGCGCGUUGGUGGGAGGCCUCACGGAGAGCGCGCCCUGAGGAAGGCCGGCAGGAGAGAGGAAGCUUUAAGUCAAGAUGGAGUCUGCUGGUUGUUCUGCUGCUGCUGUCAGGAACAGGGACGUGGAAUCCCAGCGGGACCUGAGCCUGGUGCCGGAGCGGCUUCAGAGACGCGAACAAGAGCGGCAGCUGGAAGUGGAAAGGCGGAAACAAAAGCGGCAGAACCAGGAGGUAGAGGAGGAGAACAGCAACUUUUUCAUCGCCGCCUUUGCUCGGGAGCAGACGGCCGUGGAAGAGCUUUUGGAGGGCGCGGGAUCGGUGGAGCGGCUGGAGGAGGCGGCCUCUCGGCUCCAGGGGCUGCAGAAACUUCUCAACGACUCGGUUUUGUUUCUAGCCGCUUACGACCUGCGGCAGAGACAAGAGGCGCUGGUGCGGCUGCAGGCGGCCCUGGCCGAGCGGCGUCAGGAGCUGCAGCCCAAGAAGCGUUUCGCUUUCAAGACCCGGAGAAAGGAUGCUGCUUCGUCUGCCAAAGUAGGCGCGGCCCCUGGCAUCCCCCCGGCAGUUGAAAGCAUCCAGGACUCCCCGUUGCCCCCGAAGGUGGGGGGAGACCUCGGCUCCAGCUGGAUCUGCGGUUUCUCCAACCUGGAGUCCCAAGUCUUGGAGAAGAGAGCCAGCGAGUUGCACCAGCGCGACGUCCUUUUGACCGAACUGAGCAACUGCACAGUCAAACUGUAUGGAAAUCCCAACACCCUGCGGCUAACCAAGGCCCACGGCUGCAAGCUGCUCUGCGGUCCGGUGUCCACCUCUGUUUUCCUGGAGGACUGCAGUGACUGCGUGCUGGCAGUAGCCUGCCAACAGCUCCGAAUACACAGUACGAAAGACACUCGCAUCUUCCUGCAGGUGACCAGCAGGGCCAUCGUGGAGGACUGCAGUGGGAUCCAGUUCGCCCCUUACACCUGGAGCUACCCGGAGAUCGAUAAGGACUUUGAGAGCUCUGGUUUAGAUAGGAGCAAAAAUAACUGGAACAAUGUUGACGACUUUAACUGGCUGGCCCGGGAUAUGGCCUCCCCAAACUGGAGUAUUCUUCCUGAAGAGGAGCGAAAUAUCCAGUGGGACUAAGCAGUUGUCAUUCUUCGUCACUCCUACCAAAUCUUUCCAUGUUGGACUUUUCUCCUUAUUGCGUCUCGAAGUUUGCUUAUUGUCACUCUGUGUAUGUUUUCGGUAUUUUAAGGCUUGAGAUUGUAAUGGGCUCCUACUUGUAAUUUCCAUUAAAUUCGUAACAGGUGUAACACUAAA
Sapajus apella (tufted capuchin) is the source of this 1360-nucleotide messenger RNA. It is a transcript of the gene TBCC, whose product is annotated as tubulin folding cofactor C. The record is from RefSeq and is a predicted model, not a curated record. The coding region runs from base 143 to 1183 and encodes 346 amino acids. The transcript has a single exon. NCBI's taxonomy places the organism in Eukaryota, Metazoa, Chordata, Mammalia, Primates, Cebidae. Gene Ontology annotation, cellular component: cytoplasm. Gene Ontology annotation, molecular function: tubulin binding. Gene Ontology annotation, biological process: tubulin complex assembly; post-chaperonin tubulin folding pathway.